Messenger RNA from Chara braunii, 1550 nucleotides. The record is from the annotation of a GenBank genome assembly. Lineage: Eukaryota; Viridiplantae; Streptophyta; Charophyceae; Charales; Characeae.
ACGUACGAACGGGCCGUAUUCGUAUGGCCGUAUACACAGAUGGGUUCGAUGUCCUAUGGGAAUUUGCAAUGCUCCAGCUACGUUCCAGAGAGCAAUGAACGUGACUUUUCAUAACUUCGUUAACAAGACUCGGUUGACACAAGGAAUGGUGAACUUCUGCGUCAUCGUGUACAUGGACGAUAUCGUGGUAUAUUCGGACUCUUUUCACGGGCAUGCGCAGCAUAUCGAGUGGACACUUGGAGCACAGUGUGACGCGGGCUUUAAAAUCGCCCUGGAGAAUAGCGAGUUUUUCCUUUCGAAAAUCUCGAUCCUCGGGUACGUGGGGACUCGGGGAGGCUUACGACCGGGCUCGCGGAAGGUGGACGCAAUUCGAGACACGCCCACGCCCAUGUCGCUGACACAGGUCCGAGCCUUCCUGGGGCUGGCGUCCUAUUACCGCCGAUUUAUCAAAGGCUUUGCGGCAAUCGCACGACCCUUAACGAAUCUUUUGCAGGCGGCGAUUGACAAGAAUGAAUGGUAUUGGUCCAAUAUUUGUGAUGAUGUUAAGUUCAUCGUCCAAAACUGUCAGGUCUGCGGCGCCGCUGACAAAGGGUCGAUUCAGCCGUUUGGGUCAAUAGUGCCCAUCAUAGUUGAACGGCCAUUUCAAAGGGUUAGCAUGGACACCACCGAUAUUGUCAUACCCCCUGGACUGAAUAACCGCGACUAUUCAAUUAUUUUGGUAUUCGUAGGCCAUUUCUCAAAAUGGAUCGAAGCGUAUCCGUGCAAGACGCGACAGGCGCUGGAGAUCGCGCGGUAUGUCAACCGUUUUCUCGGAAUGCACCAAGACACGGAAGAGAUCCUAACGGACAAUGGAGCAGAAUUCCGAGGAGAAGUCAUGAGGAACCUGGUCCUUCAUGGCGUCUCCAUCCGUCAUACCGCCCCGCAUAUGUCUCAAUCGAAUGGCCUCGUGGAAAAUGCGAACCAAGUAAUCAAAAUGGCGCUCCGACGAAACAUCGCGGCUAGAGAUACACGGCCUUGGCCUGAUAUUGUAGAUCACAUCUUGGCCAUCCAUCGAGGAAACGGGCAAGGAGUCGCGCAAGAAGAAGAAGAAGAAGAAGAGGAGGAAGAAGAAGAAUCGGACGCCGAGUCGGACGAUCCCGAUUACCUCGACACGGAAGACGCUGAGUCAGAGGAAGAAGAGGACGAAUCGGGUGAGUCGGGUGGUUCUGCGCGAAGCAGAGAAAGGGACGGGGUCGCGGCGCAAAGAAGGCGAGAAAAGGCAGAGGGUAAGUGGCCGGUCGAGGAAUCGGAAGGGCCGCCACCACGGCUACUGCACGGCGAUUCGGCGCGGAAUCCAGAGCUGCCGGAGGAGGAGAACGAGGGAGAUGGAGUCGCCGCCGCAGAUGGAUCGGGAAGCCGACACGGUCGAAGAAGUGAAUCGCCGGCUCAAUCCUCUUCACCAUCGCGGACCGCCCUUCGCUGUCGUCGAGAUGCGGGCCUUCGGGCUUCGUCCCCGGUCGUUAUCCCGUCGUCCCCAUGACUUCCUCACCCUUCACCAGCUCUUGGGCCGA